Molecule: messenger RNA, 4543 nt
Organism: Marchantia polymorpha subsp. ruderalis
Lineage: Eukaryota; Viridiplantae; Streptophyta; Marchantiopsida; Marchantiales; Marchantiaceae
Source: the annotation of a GenBank genome assembly
CGUCUGCACUUGUCUCUGUCUGAGGCCGUCUCGUCUGUCUUUCGGAAACGCGAGAAGAGCUCGUGGCGACGAAGGAAGGCGGACGGGCGGGGGCGGGAGUAGGGACGAGACAAUCGUGCUGUCACGAUCUGUCUGGCCUGCCAGUGCCAGUGCCAGUUCCAGUUCCUGCCGUCUUGGACAAAUUUGUUUCGUCUGGUGAGUGCGGUUCGCCUUCAAUUCGUCGACCGAUUCGGAAAGAACAAAUCUCGGACCUUUUCUGCUGCUGUCUUGUCCUCGGUCAAUCCGUUCUCGAGGUUUUGCUCGGCCCUGCAGAUUCUGUGGGGGUUUGGGCCAGCGCUUCGCCUCGGCUCUUGACAGCAGCCGCAGCAGCUCCAGCAUCAGCGCACGGUCGUGCAGUCUCGAUCACUUACCGGCUGUCAUGGAUCAGGCUCGCGGAUCUGUGCCCGCGGAUCUGUCUGCGGACAGGGAAUGUUCUCGUGCAACUGUGGGAGCAUGGGUGCCAAUGUAGAUCGGUAAUUUCGAUUUUAUGGUGAGGACACGGUAGGCGCUCACUAGGGGUGUGGUUGCGAGAGUAGACAUCGCACUUGUGUUGACCUAGAGAGGGAUCAUGGAGUCCGCGGAGCGCUUGAAAGCUGAGAAUGACAGGCUCAUGGCAGAGAUGGCGUCCAUGAAGAAGAAAAUCAAGCUCGCUUUGAAGAAACAGCAGGCCGAUCUCCAAGCUAAAAUUCAAGCUGCGGAGCAGCGGGCUGCGGCUGCCGAGGAAGCUUUAGCAGGCUCCGCAAAUGGCUCUCCUUUGAAGGUCAAUUCGCAGAUCGCAGCGCCUCAGAGCCCAGGGAGCGCAUUGAAUGGUGAUUCUUCGCCCCGUCUCUCCCUUGGGUCCGAGGGCGUUUUUCCUGUGCACGGAGAAAUGCCAGCUUCCCCGGAGAUCAACAAUGGGGAGAUUUCACAUCCUUUGUCCGAGAUUUCUCCUGACCGAGGAGGAGCGCAAAUUGUUGUGGACAGCUUGCGGGCAGAGCUUAAAUCGGAAAUUGAAGCCGGGCGAAGUCGAGACUAUGCAGCUGCCAAGGAGAGGCAACUCUUGGAGAGCGAAAUCACCGAAUUGAAGAAGACAAAUGAAACGAUCGUCAAACAUAAAGAUCAAGAAAGAAUCGAGUUCGAAGAGAAGCUGAGACUCUUGAACGAAAGUUUUGAGAAACGUGUAGAGCAUCUAACAAAGAGCAAUGAAAAGCUCGAAGUCCAACUCAUGGCGGCGGCAGGGCAAGUGAAUGAAGCUUUCUCUCGAAUGUCCGCCACUCAAGACGAUAUAGAGCGCCUAUCGAAGGAAGGAAAUGAAGCGAAUCGUGCGCGUGCAAGUCUUGCCUCGGAGAAUGAAAGGCUCGCUUCAGAGCACGAAAGGCUUUCUUCUGAGCUUGAAAAUACAUUCAAAGAACUGGAGCAGGCAAAUAAUUCUCUAUCAGAAGCACAGAAGAUGCUUCGAGAAAAAACUAAGGAGAUAGAAGACCUGGCUGCCGCGCGCAAAUCUGCUCAGGAAGGCCAGGAAGCUGCGGUGGCCCAGCUCAUGGAACGGCUGGCCGAGAUGGAGAGUACUGGAACUUGCCAACAAGCAGAGUUUCUGCGAGAGGCCGCCGAAGAAAGAGUGAAGAGAUUGCUUGAUGAGAAGGAACAUCUUCAAAAGGAGCUGGAGAGAAGCAGCGAAGCAGUUAUGAGCUUGAAGGGUGAACUCAAUGCUCUUCAACAACGGUUAACUUCCUUAGAAGCUAGUCCCGUAACGCCUGUAGACCAGGAUAAUAGUACUGGUGAACAGGCCAAGGCCCUGGACUCCGUGACCAUUAGUAAAGGAGAGCUGGCACUUCGUGAAUCAAUAGCCGAGCUGAAAGCUGAAAACGAAGCUCUACAUUUACAACUUGAAGUCAAAUCACAGGGUGCUGCAUUGGGGAGCCUUCAGCCAGACGGUGGUAACUUGGAAUCAGUUGCACGGGAUGCAAGCGUUAUAAUACGGGCGGAUAAUGUCGAUGAAGUAGCAGUUUUGAAGGAGAGGUUGCAUGCUCUGCAAGAAGAAAUAAAACAUCUAUCCAAAGCCCAUAGUGAGGCUCUACAGAAGAUUGAGACGUUAACAAAGGAACUUGUUGAAGCUGGUAUGAAGUUGGAUAGUGAAACAAAGUCACGAGAUGACAAGUAUGCAGAGCUGGAUGCCAAAUUUGGGCGUCUGCAGAAACGGGCAAAGCAACGGAUACAGGAAGUUCAAAAGGAGAAGGACGAAGUGGAAGUUCAGCUUACAGCAGCCGGUGAGAAGGCGGCCCAAGCCCUUUCGAAACAAGCUGCAGUUCAAGAUGAGCUGGACCGUGCUCGACUUCAAGCGGGUGAAGCAUUGCGUUCUUUGAGUGCCGAGAGACAAGAGUUGCGAUUGACUAACAACAAACUGAAAGAGGAAAUCGAAGAUGUUCGACGAGUGCUUGAAGCGAAGGAACAUAACCUUUCAGAAUCUCGGCGAAUAGCGUCUGAGAAGGACCAGAUUGCUUUGGAGAUGGCUGCUCAGCUGAAAGAAUCGGAAUCAAUACACGAAGCCGCUCUCUUGGACCUGAAAGAAAAGCAUCAAAAGGUAGUUGAUGAUCUGAAAGCUCAGGUUGCUGACGGACUCGCAGAUAGUACCAAAUUGGUUGAAACAAUCUCUGCGUUGCAGGCUGAGUUGUCAACAAAGGAAGCAAAGCUUGCUGAACUGGAAGCAGCUUCCAGUGGAGAGGUGGUUCGGUUAGGUGCUUCUCUUGAAGCUGCCAAAGGGGAAGUUUCGCGCCUUGAGCAGGAGCAUAAAAAGGAACAGGAGCUGUGGCAGACUAGUUUAGAGAAACUCAAAAAAAAACUAGAAGACUCAGAACUUGCUCUCCGUCAACACGAGCGUGAUACUGCAGAGAUGCGAACCCAGUUAGAGUCCGAGUUGGAAAAGAAGCGCCAAGCUUUGAGUGCUGUACAAUCAGAUCUUGCUGCCGCAAACGAGCAGGCAGCUCGCGUUGCUAAUGAUCUGGCCUCGUACAAAGUUCGCGCUUACGCUCUUCUACAAAGGAAGGAAGCAGAGCUAUCUGCAGCCAAAGAUGUCGAACUCGUUGCUGCACAAGAAGCAGCUCUGAAGGAGGCAAAACGCGAUGCUGCUGCUGCAUCAGCGGAAAGGGAUACUGCCAGGAAAGCCUUGCAGGAAGUUGUUUCAGACUAUGAAACUAAACUGGCUGCCAGGGGGGUAGCACUACUCGAUGCCGAACAGCGUAUUAGGGAUGCAGUAAUCAAGUUGGAAGUUGCCAAAGGGCACUUAGCCGCUGAACAGCUUGAAUGGCAAAGUCGUUUGGAAGAAGUUGAAGCCUCUUGGCGCUCAAGACUUGAGACCUUGGAGGGUAAGGUGAAAGAUACGGUGGAACCUGACUUGAGACAGGAGUAUACAGCAGUUUUGAAUGACUACGAGAAUCUUAAGAGUGAAUUUGAGUCAUUCCGGGAAAUGGUUGACAAGAUGAUCGAGGACAAAGAUGGAGAGAUUUCUCGGCUUUUGGAAGACAAUACAGCAUUGCAAAGAUCACUUCAGCAGCAGCAGCAAUAUCAUCAACAAAGCUCGAUCCAACGUCCGGAGCCGACUGUCCAAGCUCCUGAUGCUUCAGAUGCAGCUUCGAUGGUUGCGCUUGCAGAGCAUCAAAUAUUGGUAUUGGCUAGGCAGCAGGCACAACGGGAAGAUGAAGUUUCUCAGUGUCGACGCCACAUCCAGGCCUUGCAGGAAGAAAUUGCUGAACUGGAGCAGGAAAAUCGGCUGCACAGUCAACAAGAAAAUCUGCUGAAGGAAGAAGUGAGAAAUUUAGAGCGCGCUCACAAGCGGGAUGGUGUGGACAUGACAUACCUGAAGAAUAUAAUUUUAAAGUUGAUUGAAACGGGUGAAGUGGAGGCUCUUCUCCCAGUCGUUGCUAUGCUUUUGCAGUUCAGCCCGGAAGAACUGAAAAGAUGUCAUGAUACAUACAACAACGCAACUAUGAGUGACAAACCCCUGAGUAUUCCAGCUGUUGUUGAGACGCCCCCCUCUACACCCAGCUCAUUCUUUUCGAGGCUCACCAAUUUUUCUUAGAAGACAUGGAGCACGAAGUGCACCACAUGCGAACUGCCUCACUUUUGAUUUCAUGUACCAUACCUGCUACCUUAAGACAGAAAAUAAACUCAAGGAUUAUUUUUGAGCAAAUUUAUGUUACAACUCGUGUACAAAGCGUUUUCAUGAUUCUCAAGCCUCCAGUAGUCUAGCCUCAGUAGUGCCUGGUACCGUAGGCCCUAAUUGAAAUCUAGCCCCGCGUAAGCAGGCUUUGAUAAGAUUCAUAUUCUGUCUAAGGUAGUCUUUAGCUUGUUGCCCAAUCAACCAAGGAAAGGCGCCGUGGGAGCCUUGCUUUAGCUGUAGAUUGGGUUGCCAUUGUAGACUGGCCAAUUAUUACAGAAAUUAUUCAUUACUUUCUCCAUGGUGAUGGGAUCUAUCGUUCUACAGUGAUGCCUAGAGGUAGAGAUGUUUUAUCCCUGAAUGUGCCUAAAC